GCGCUGAGCUGCUGUCCUGGGCGUGGAUUGGGUCGCGGGGUUGUGACGUCAUCGGGAGGCGUGACCAGCACUGAUAAAGGCGAGGGGCCAGCUAGGUGGCUGCAGUGAGUGCCACCGCAGCUAGAUCUCCAGUUGGUCAGCGGGAGGCGGGGUUUGGCUGUUCCGUCUACUUCACCGCAGCAUCGCCCAGCCGGGUGUCUCGCCGCAUUCUCGGGAGAGGAUAGAGACCCGACUCCCUCUGAAAAAAUGUCUGCACCAGCUCAGCCACCCGCUGAAGGGACAGAAGGUACUGCCCCAGGUGGGGGUCCCCCUGGUCCUCCUCCUAAUACAACCAGUAACAGACGAUUACAGCAAACCCAAGCACAAGUGGAAGAGGUGGUGGAUAUCAUACGUGUGAAUGUGGACAAGGUCCUGGAGAGGGACCAGAAGCUAUCAGAGCUGGAUGACCGUGCUGAUGCCUUGCAGGCGGGAGCAUCACAAUUUGAAAGCAGUGCUGCCAAGCUAAAGAGGAAGUAUUGGUGGAAAAACUGCAAGAUGAUGAUCAUGUUGGGAGCUAUCUGUGCCAUCAUCGUGGUAGUUAUUGUAAGAAAGGUUGAGGCCACUCUGGGCUGGGUCUUGAUGGCCCCUCUCCACGCAGCAGCAUUUCAUUGUGCAGAACCAUCCUUCCUUUUCCUUCACCCCUGUUUCCCAAACCCGCUUCGUCCUGCCCCAGGGCAGGACUGAAGAGCUGGAAGAAAGCAAUCAGUGUACCCUCCCAACGGUCCCCCUCGAAGGUCUCCACUCUCCUCUGGGCUCCUCUUUGCCUAAUGCAGGGGGUCACCGCUGGAGAAGAACCACCACUGUCCUCGAUGUGUCCCAAGCCUGGAGCAAAUCCACCCUCUUGGCCCACCCAGCCCUAUCACAGGAAUUACUUUCUGGGUUUCUGUCCCUCUGAGGCUUAACAGUCACAGUUGGCUUUGUCCUUUUGGGUGGUCAGUCCUUCUACUUUCUUUCUCACCCCAUCUGUGUCCUCUUCUGUGUCCGUGCUAUUCUCCUUUCCUCUCACCACCCUGUGCAUGAGCAAAUGUGCAACUAGCCCCGGGACUGUGUAGUCCAGUGAAGCCAAGCUUCCCACAUCCCCUCCUUCAGUUUGCCGUGAGAUGAUGUGGGUUUCCACUGUGUGUCUGUCAUCAUCUCUUUGUCUUUUUUUCCUAACCCCAAUCUCAUACUUGUAUGGAGUAAUAACAGUUGUACUUCCACCAAAGGCAUGUGGCAUAUUUACCAAUUUCAUGUAUUCCAAACAAAGGCAAAGAAUACAAAUUCCUAC
This is a messenger RNA of Otolemur garnettii (small-eared galago), 1306 nucleotides long. It is a transcript of the gene VAMP1, whose product is annotated as vesicle associated membrane protein 1. Gene Ontology annotation, molecular function: SNAP receptor activity; syntaxin binding. The coding region runs from base 247 to 723 and encodes 158 amino acids. NCBI's taxonomy places the organism in Eukaryota, Metazoa, Chordata, Mammalia, Primates, Galagidae. The record is from RefSeq and is a predicted model, not a curated record. The transcript has 5 exons. Gene Ontology annotation, biological process: vesicle-mediated transport; SNARE complex assembly; vesicle fusion. Gene Ontology annotation, cellular component: SNARE complex; plasma membrane.